Messenger RNA from Ipomoea triloba (trilobed morning glory), 822 nucleotides. RefSeq lists its product as uncharacterized. Lineage: Eukaryota; Viridiplantae; Streptophyta; Magnoliopsida; Solanales; Convolvulaceae. The record is from RefSeq and is a predicted model, not a curated record. The transcript is spliced from 2 exons. The coding region runs from base 1 to 822 and encodes 273 amino acids.
AUGAGCAUUUUCCAAAUUCCUAAGGAGAUUGUUAGUGACAUUGAGUGUGCUAUGAAUGCCUUUUGGUGGGGAGCUAAGUAUGGCAGUCGCAAGGGUAUUCGUUGGAAAUCAUUGUCACAGUUGUGUGUUCCCAAAGAUUGGGGCGGUAUCGGCUUCCGGAGACUGGAUCUUUUUAAUACGGUUUUUCUAUGCAAACAAGCAUGGCGCCUCAUUCAAUUCCCCUCCUCUCUGGUUGCUAGAGUCUUUCAAGCAAAAUAUUACCCAGUCUCAUCUUUCCUUGAUGCUAGGAGAAGUAGUAACCCAUCCUUCAUUUGGAAUAGCCUUUCAUCUACCAAAGAGAUCAUUAGACAACACAGUCGGUGGAGAAUAGGUAAUGGUAACUCUAUAAAUAUUUGGAGGGACAGAUGGCUUCCUGACAGUUCAAAUCCAAAGAUUUCCACGCCAUAUUUCUCAUUCAUGGAAAUUUUUGAUGUUUCCUCACUAUUCAUCGACCAGAGCCUAAAAUGGGAUGUGGACAUCAUUCAGAAUAUCUUUAACCAUCGGUAUGCUACACUUAUCACCAAUAUUCCUUUGCCUUUGAUCAACAGCGAAGAUAAACUAAUUUGGAUGAGGGAAGACCGUGGUCAGUUUAUGGUCAAAAGUUGUUAUAGAGCUCUCUUGGGUGAGAAGAAUGUUGUUAACAGAAAAGAUUGGGCCACAAUAUGGAAAUGUAAUGUACCUCCAAAGGUCUCUCAUGUUAUUGAUUAUCCGGUUGGUGACUGGUUUUUGAAGAAUAGCAGGUUGUUGAACAAGUCUCAAAACAAUCUACUCCUCAUGAUCUGA